AUUGUACUUUAAUUUAUUAAAGAAUAUUCCUUUUCUACAAGUGAAAUAGAAUUCUACGAUAAAAAUCAUAAUUACCAUCUUCUUUGUCUUCUUUUUUUUUUUUUUGUAAUCUAUAUUUGACAAAAUGGAUAACAUAGAUGCAGAAACGAAAACGUAUAAGAUUUUGCCAGUAUUAGCUGCGGUGGGUACUAUUGCUGCUAUAGGUCUUGCCAUUAAGUUUUACGUAUCCAAAGUCGAAGGAAAGAAGAAAAAGAAUCCUGUAUUGUUGGUUGACCCGGUUGUCAAAUAUAGCGUACCAUUGAUACAGAAAGAUGUUAUAAGUCAUGAUACUAGGAAGUUUAGAUUCGGUUUGCCAACGGAGGAUCAUGUUCUUGGUCUUCCUACCGGACAACAUAUACAUUUGACUACUAAGAUCGGCGAUGAAGUCGUUAUACGUUCCUAUACUCCUGUUUCCAGCGACGACGACCAUGGAUAUGUCGAUCUCGUUAUUAAGGUUUAUUUUAAAAAUGUACAUCCUAAAUUCCCUGAGGGUGGUAAAAUGUCUCAGCAUUUGGAAAAUAUGAAAAUAGGUGAUACCAUAGAUAUCAGGGGUCCGUCUGGUCGUCUUGUUUAUAAAGGACGUGGGAAAUUCUCUAUUAAGCUUCUCAGGAAGGAUCCACCAACUGAUUACGACGUUAAGAAGGUUGUUAUGUUAGCCGGUGGAACUGGCAUUACGCCGAUGUUGCAGUUGGUUAGAGCUAUAAUAAAAGAUCCUGCGGAUGAAACUCAAGUUUCCUUACUUUUUGCUAAUCAAACAGAAAAGGAUAUAUUGUUGAGAGAUGAAUUGGAUGACAUUGCUAAAAAUCAUUCUGAUAAAUUUAAGAUAUGGUAUACGGUAGAUAACGGUGGGGAAAAUUGGCCCUAUAGUACGGGACAUAUUAACGCAGACAUGAUAAAAGAACAUAUGUUGCCACCAUCUCCCGAUACUAUUGUAUUAAUGUGUGGUCCAGUACCGAUGAUAAACAUGGCUUGCAAUCCUAAUUUGGACAAGUUAGGCUACGAUACCAAAUUGCGAUUUGCUUAUUAAACACAUAUUUUUUUUGUCGCAUCAAGUAGAUUGCAUUUAUUUAAUACAUUAUGCUUGUAGCAUAUUUCUUGUUCAAAACAUAGACAGUUUAUAUUUUUCAACGGGGAGGUAAAAACAUUAUUUAGCUGCACAGUUUAUAUUAACAUUUCUUAUUAAAUAUUAAGAAAUAUUUGUUUUCUUUAUACUUAGGAUUUUGAUAUUAACAUAUAGUCACAUCCAAAGACAGUAUUUAAGUUCGUUUUUAAAGCAUUUACAAUUAUUAAUAUUACGACCAAUUUCUUUUUUGAUACAAUAUUAUAUUAAUAAGUUACUAAGAUAUGAUAUACAGCUUAACAAUCGUACACUUAUAUCUGUGCAGCUAUAACUAUACGACGCUAUUUAAAAAGACACUCGCAUAAAUUUGAAUAUAUCCGUUCUCCGAUACAAAGGUGCAUUUUACAGUGAUGUUAUACACUUUUUUUUUUUAUAUAUAUCUUAUAUUCUUACGUAACAAUCUGUUUUAGAAAAAUAAUUUCGAACGAUCGAUGUUUAAGAUAAAUGUAAACGAAAAGAAAGUUUUAAACCAAUUGUUAAACACCGAAUGUAAACGUAUUAUAUUGUUAUAUAGAUAUAUUCUAUUAACCGCAAGUUUACUAUUUAAUUAUUCGAGAAGGUAUAAGCUAGAUUUAUUACGAAUUUUUACAAAGAGUACAAAUUACUUCAAUUAUCUCUCUUUUUUUUCUCUUUAUCUCUCACUUUGUAUUAUUAUUAAAUUACUACGAUCAUUUUCCAAGUGUACCUAUAUACACGAACACACACGAACACACACACACACACAUACACA
Molecule: messenger RNA, 1889 nt
Organism: Vespula pensylvanica (western yellowjacket)
Lineage: Eukaryota; Metazoa; Arthropoda; Insecta; Hymenoptera; Vespidae
Product: NADH-cytochrome b5 reductase 3
Exons: 4
Coding region: 125-1066 (313 amino acids)
Cellular component (GO): mitochondrion
Molecular function (GO): oxidoreductase activity; FAD binding
Source: RefSeq, a predicted model, not a curated record